Manihot esculenta (cassava) is the source of this 1173-nucleotide messenger RNA. Its product is annotated as protein RER1B. The coding region runs from base 329 to 901 and encodes 190 amino acids. Lineage: Eukaryota; Viridiplantae; Streptophyta; Magnoliopsida; Malpighiales; Euphorbiaceae. Gene Ontology annotation, cellular component: Golgi membrane. The record is from RefSeq and is a predicted model, not a curated record. The transcript has 4 exons. Gene Ontology annotation, biological process: retrograde vesicle-mediated transport, Golgi to endoplasmic reticulum; protein retention in ER lumen.
AAUUAUGUAUAAAUUCUCCUAGUGGGGCGGGAGCAGAGAUGACAAAACUCUGAUGUCUUUCCCGCCCCGAUAACACAAGAAAACGACGACGUUAUCGUCCAAAUUUCUUAGUCCCUUCCGUUUCCUGCAUUUCUCCCACUGUGCAAACUUUUCACGGGUUCAAAAGUCCUAGUGCAAAGAACAACAAAGGGAAAGCAAUCGCAGUCGCUAGAUUGAACCUAUCGUAAACUCAAUUUCUUCAUCGUCCGACUUACCCCACAAAACCUAGCCAUCUUAACCAAUUUCUGGGUUCAUAUCACAGUAAUCUGAUCAGCGAUUACUCAGUUUCAUGGAGGGAGCUGGAGAUGACAGUGGGGUACCUCUUGCUAAAUGGAGGAGUGAUUUUUCGAGAGCAUUUCAGUACUAUCUUGAUAGGUCAACCCCCCAUACAAUGCAUAGAUGGCUAGGAACUUUGGCUGUGGCGAUGAUAUAUAUUUUACGAGUUUACUAUCUUCAAGGGUUUUAUGUUGUUUCGUAUGGUCUGGGAAUCUAUAUUUUGAAUCUCUUGAUUGGUUUUUUGUCGCCCAAGGAUGAUCCUGAGCUUGAAGCGUUGGAUGGGGCUUCCUUACCUACCAAAGGUUCUGACGAGUUCAAGCCUUUUAUCCGCCGACUACCUGAGUUUAAGUUCUGGUAUGCCAUCACAAAAGCGUUUGUUGUAGCUUUUCUUUUGACCUUCUUCUCUGUAUUGGAUGUACCUGUUUUCUGGCCUAUAUUGUUAUGUUACUGGAUUGUUCUAUUUGUCCUCACAAUGAAACGGCAAAUCCUACAUAUGAUCAAGUACAAAUAUGUCCCUUUCAAUAUUGGAAAGCAGAGGUACACAGGUAAGAAAUCGACUGCAACUAGCAGCAAAGCAGCGGAUUGAGAAUGCAAAUGCACUAAACAAGGGAGAGGGGUCUGAUCCAAGGAUGGACUUUCCUAGCAGAUUUGAUACCAUGGGUCUGUAACUUCUGCAACAUGAACAGUUUGCACUAAAAGAAAUUUUAUGUUAGUAGACACGUCCUUGACAGUGUUAUAGAUUUUGUGAACUUUCUGGGACAAUUUAGUCGCUUUGGCCUGGGCUUCUUAUUGUAUAGUUAACAAAAUACAAUCAUUUAAAGAUGAUAAUGUUCAUUGUGCAUACUUGUUGGGUGAAAA